Messenger RNA from Myripristis murdjan (pinecone soldierfish), 2962 nucleotides. It is a transcript of the gene nyx, whose product is annotated as nyctalopin. The record is from RefSeq and is a predicted model, not a curated record. The transcript has 5 exons. Lineage: Eukaryota; Metazoa; Chordata; Actinopteri; Holocentriformes; Holocentridae. Gene Ontology annotation, molecular function: protein binding. Gene Ontology annotation, cellular component: plasma membrane. The coding region runs from base 226 to 1668 and encodes 480 amino acids.
CACACACUUGUGCUCUGUCCCGCAUGAGACCUGUCAGGCACAGAUCCAGUAAGCUGGCUCAGUUAUGCCUUGGAGAGUGAGCUGUGCAGACUGACAUGGGAUGGGCAGGAUGGGCACAUGCACUGCUAUUUGGACAGUGACCUAUAUCACACAUGGAUGCUAUUGUCUCAAACCAUCUACAGAUCUCCUUUAAUCCUGGCAUGUCCCAGAUGAGAGACCACAGGAAUGACUGUCAUCGCUUUCACUGUGUCUGUGCUGUGCCUGCUGCCUCAGGCGGGCUUGGCACUAUGGGCUUGUGUUCGUGCCUGUCCAGCAUCCUGCACCUGCACCCAGGAGAGGAGCUGCAGUGUGCUGUGUGACCGGUCCGCCCUCGCUGAGCUACCCAAAGAGUUUCCCUGCGAGGCCUCCGCCAUCAACCUGGACAAGAACAGACUCAAGUUCCUGUCGGAAAGGGCCUUCGGCACUCUGCCCUCCCUCAAGUCCCUCUCCCUGGACCACAACAACAUCUCCUUCAUAACCCCUGGAGCCUUCAAGGGAUUACCCAACUUGGUGGAGCUGAAGAUGGCCCACAAUGAGCACAUCAGCUACCUUCACACACGCACCUUCACGGCGCUGAAGAAACUGGUGCGCCUCGACCUGUCAGACUGUAACCUCUUCAACAUCCCCGACCGCAUCUUCAUAGAGCAAACAGCGCUCAAGGAGCUGCUCUGCUUCCAAAACAACUUUCGCAGGAUCCCCGGGGCCAUCAGGGGCAUGGAAAACCUGACCCACAUCUACCUGGAGAGGAACAAGAUAGAGGCAGUGGCCUACAACUCCCUGCUGGGCCUGGGAAGCCUCAAGUACCUGAACCUUCAGGAGAACCGCAUCAAUGUGAUCCAUGAAAUGGCCUUCCAGGACCUUGUGCGGCUGGAGAACUUCUACCUCAAUGACAACCUCCUGUCCGAACUACCCCGAGUCUCCUUCAAGGGCCUUGGCCGCCUAAAGAUGCUCAACCUGGGAGGGAACCAGUUGACCAACGUGUCCAAGACUUGGUUCAGCGACCUAUUGGAGUUGGAGGUCCUCUACCUGGACAGGAACCGGCUGCUCUUCAUCGAAGAGGGCUCUUUUGAGAACCUGACCAGCCUGAUCACCCUCCACCUCAACAGUAACAACCUCACCACUCUUCCCUUCCCCGUUUUCCAGCCCAUCUACUUCCUGGGGCGCCUGUACCUCUUCAGGAACCCCUGGGAGUGCGACUGCACCCUCGAGUGGCUGAAGGAGUGGAUGGAAAGCUACAAACUGGUGCGGGACAUCCCUUGUGCCUCGCCCUCCUCCGUCGCGGGCCUGGACCUCAGCGAGGUGGUCUUCGCCAAGGUGAACGGCACAUGCGUGGACCCGGGAGAGCUGAACCUGACCACAGCCUCCACGGACAUCGCCUCCACCACGGAGAACCGCUUCAACAACCUCAUCUCCAAGCUGCUCCAACAGGAGCUCAGGGAGGAGAUGGGCAACGGCACGGAAAGCCUGCGCAACGGGACCUUCCUGGACCCUGAGGACGGGGAGAUUUCUGAUGGGGUCCGAGGACAAAUGUCACAAGCAAGCCAAUCAAUUCUUUACUUCCUUGUGGUGUGGUUUCUCUUUGGCUUGAUUGGCCUGUCAGACAUGGACAUCUGUGUUUCAUGCACAUGAGAAAUGGAGUUUGAAUUCUAGCCCAUGGAAAUGCCACCAAUGGAGUUGGAAUACCUUUUUCCAAUGUGCCACCAAGGUGAAACAUGUUUUCAUUUGUGCAAACAAGUACCGAUACUUGUUUGGGUGGUAAUUGGUGUGAGUCUACCCUGCCAAAGACAGAGGGAUUUUGCAUAGCUUUCUUUUGCAAUGCAAUGAGUGUAGUAAAGAGAAGAGAUUCAGCUGACCUGGAUACAGCAGCAGACUCAUAGACAAAACAAUAAUGGACACUGGAAGACUACAAAUAGUAUUUAUUUUCACAAAAACUGUUGAUAUAUCAUAAACCAUGAUAUACAUAUAUAUUUAGAUAGGAGGAGUCAUAAUAAUUCUUCUAAUACAUAUCUGUCCUCCUGGUUCAUACACAGCCACGCCAAACUGUGUGGCGUGAGGUGCCCUGCAGCACGAUUCAAAUCCUACAUUUACAGAUGCAGGUGUUGAUUUCAAGUGGCGGAUUACUGAGACGAUGUUAUCAAAAUGUAUCUUUGAACUCCCGCCUUUUGUUACGUAACACACUUAAAUUAAUGUAAUUUUUAUGAAUAUUAUGUAACAUUCAAUUUCUUAGCAUUACGUAGUCCGUUAGGCAAGUCAUGUUUUCAUUCACAUCUAUGUGUAAAUUUAAAGGCGAUAAGAGCAGUGGCUCCUGUAGUUAUCUCCGAAACAGAUGUCCUCUCUCGCUCGUUCUCCACGUUUUUAUUCAUUCAACUCUGUAAAUGUAGGUUCUGCAGCUUUCCCUUAAAUGCAUUAAUCUUCUUACUGCAUGCGGCUCAGUGUCCUCGCUUGUAUAUGCUGUAAUGUGAUGGAGGGACUUUCUCGUUGCAUUUACCUCCUGCCGAUGGAUCGCUUUCCCCUUAUGGCCACCAUGGCGCUCUAUAAACCGAACGUGACGGGCGUGACCGCUGCCAUAUGCUGGGCGCUGGAUGGGAGAGGUUACAGGGUCAGAGCGCAUCAUCAUUCUUUGGGAUAAGAAUGCUUUCAGAUGUAGACCUUUGUACUUAACAUCAUUUACAAAAUCUUGUCGGUUCUCUGUACUGCCGUGUCCGUAUCCACACUGAUGUGCUCUGUGUAGCUGAAAAUGUCUGUGGAUAUCCCUGAUCUCAGCCGCCACUUUUCGUUUUUUGACCCCUGGUGAUAUUGUCUUGACUCGGUCUGACAGCCAGUGAUACAGUUCAAUGAUAUUGUAAGACUUAACACUCCAUCACACAUACACACACACACACAAUAUAUAUAUUUUUCUAAAUAAAAAUUGCUGUUGACCUUU